ACUUGUCAUCUCUCAGGAUUUUCACUAUGAAGGUGUUACUAUUGAUUUUUUUGGGCGCGGUCUCGUUGGCGUCGGCGGGUCUUCUUCCAGCCAUGCUGCCCUACCAUGAUACGGUUGGAAUUCCUCUGGCAGAAAGUCUCAAGAAAUCGGAGGAAGCCCGAGACUUUGAUGGAUCUAGAAUUGUGAAUGGAAAUCUUGCUCGUUUGGGUGCUCACCCGUACAUGGUCGGUUUAGUCAUAGAAAUACGGGGCAGUGCUAAUUCAGUAUGCGGUUCAUCUAUGCUCAGUAACACGAGGUCUCUCACAGCCGCUCACUGCUGGUUUGAUGGAGCUAGACAAGCAUUAUCUUUCACAAUGGCCUUUGGAUCGACCACUGUUUUUGCUGGAGGCGUUAGAGUGCGCACUACAAACGUACGGAUGCAUGAACAAUGGAAUCCAAGAAAUUUUAUCAACGACAUAGCCGUAAUCACCCACAAUCGGGUGGGAUAUACCAAUGCUAUUCAGGCAAUCGCUUUACCAUCUGGAUCUCUUCUUAACAACAAUUUCGUGGGGACCUGGGCACAAGUUUCCGGUUAUGGAAGAACCGGUGACGGUUCUCAACACAACAUCAGACCAGAUCAAGCGAAGAGAGUGGCAACAGUCCGAGUUAUUACCAACAAUGAAUGUAGAAAUGCUUUUGGAGCUGUAGUCCGUGACACUGUUAUCUGUACAAGCGGAUCUGAAGGUCGUAAUAUCUGCAACAGCGACUCUGGCGGACCUUUAUCCAUUGUCAACAAUAAUCGGAGAGUGUUGAUUGGCGUUGUAAUGUUUGGACAUCCUCGAUGCGAGUCUCGUAACCCUGGCGGGUAUUCUCGCGUCACUGCUUACAACAACUGGAUCCGGGCUAGAUUAUAA
This is a messenger RNA of Bombyx mandarina (wild silkworm), 893 nucleotides long. RefSeq names its product collagenase-like. Gene Ontology annotation, biological process: proteolysis. The record is from RefSeq and is a predicted model, not a curated record. NCBI's taxonomy places the organism in Eukaryota, Metazoa, Arthropoda, Insecta, Lepidoptera, Bombycidae. Gene Ontology annotation, molecular function: serine-type endopeptidase activity.